Messenger RNA from Macrobrachium nipponense, 15417 nucleotides. RefSeq lists its product as uncharacterized. Gene Ontology annotation, molecular function: serine-type endopeptidase activity; calcium ion binding. Lineage: Eukaryota; Metazoa; Arthropoda; Malacostraca; Decapoda; Palaemonidae. The record is from RefSeq and is a predicted model, not a curated record.
GUAAUUAUCAAAGUGGUUGGUUGAGCGGAUGGUGAUGUGCUGAAGUCCGUGUCGUUUUAAUGUACUGGCCGAGUGUGGCACGGUGAUUGCACUGAGCGUUGAGGACGAAUGGGGCGUCGGCUUAGGUCGCCUUGAGCCCUCGGGUUGAGCGACCAGAUCACCAACUGUUCCCAUUCACGAUGGGUCUCCCCCUCUCCGGUCUUGCUAGCCCACUGGCGAAUGAAACCUUGCCAAAGGCCUCGUCGUGUUAUUUUCAGGGCUGUGUGCCUUCAAGGCAAAUCUUUGACCUGUUUCAGCACUGCCAUUUUUCCUGUGAACACAGAAAACAUAGUUCGAGUGAGGGUGAAAUCUCCCCUGGGUGUUGUGGUCGUCCCUGCAUCCCAAACCGCCCACAUCGAAGUUCCCUACGCCCACAGGGUCACCCUCCGGCCUCUCUCUGAUCCUCAGAGUCUACUUGAUGAUCGGAGGAUAUCCUUCAUUCCAACGAAGACGCCUUUCGGGCCGGCAAGUCGACGUGAAAGGUCGGUGGACUUUGGAGGAGGAUCGGAGGAAGAGGCAGAGGAUGUCAAGGAUCUCGGGGAGGAAGGAGGUGGAGGGGGAGAAGAAAAAGAGAAAGAAAAUGGCAGUCAUCGAUGUUCCUCGAGCUUCGUCGAAAUUACAGAUUCUCUCUCUACUUGGGUGGCCUGUCCUCUGCGCCAAGAAUCGCUGACGUCCAUGUCCAGCGUGGUGGGCGUGAGGACCGUUGACGACAACAGUGUUGGCGUGCAGGUAGAAUCCGAGGGCUUGAGUGAAGCCUCACGAGCGUGUGGUUGGGGCUGGGUGGCCUUAGAGAGUCACUGCUACCUCCUUCAGGAGCAGCGCGUCACUUGGUCAGCCGCUGAAGCCUCCUGCGUAUCGCAAGGGGGCCACCUGGCGGCAAUCACCAGCCCACAGGUGGCCCACUUACUCAACAGCUUAACAAUGGCAAGUGGUGAAUCUGAUCCAUCGGCUGCCUUCUGGGUAGGGGCAUCUGACUCCCAGUACGAGAAUUCCUUCACCUGGUCUUCUGGGGCACCGUUCUCGUAUUCAGAGUGGUUUCCUGGUUGGAGCGAUCAAGGAGGUUACAACUCCCAACCUUCAGAUGAUGGUCUGGGUGACGAAGACUGUGUGGAACUGAGACGAACUUUCAGGCUAGCAACGAAAGGGUCGAGAACGACCCACGACCUUUACUGGAAUGACAGAUCCUGCUCGGCUCUGAAUAGCUACAUCUGCGAGAAACCCGUGCCAGGAGGUGAGAACGAAAGUGUGAACUGGUGGUGUAACAGGUCGCUGAGUCUUUCGCCCCACGCUCCUCCAACUGUCGUCACCUCGCGGUAUCCCGCCCACUACCCACCCGCUCGCGUGUGUGUCACCACCCUCAACGCGCCCACCAACGCCCACCUGGUUGUCCAUUUCGACACCUUCGUGUUGGAGCCACACCCUCAGUGUGAGUACGACUCUCUGACGUUCAGCGAGCCGGGCCUCGCCAACUCUUCCUCCACCGUCCGGUGCGGCGACUGGACUUCCAAACUGAAGCUGUUGAGGUACGUCUCCCAGACGAAUCGUAUCGCCCUCACCUUUACCAGCGACUACGCCCACAACUUCCCAGGAUUUCGUGCCCGCGUCUCCGCCCGCACUGGCAGCGGAUGUGGCGACGGCCGUGAGGUACGCCGCGGUGACCUUUGCUACCUUCUUGUGCCGUACCCACAGGUCACUUGGACCACAGCUACCCACAUCUGUCGGGAUAUGGAGGGUGAGUUGGCCCGUGUGGGGUCGGAUGAAGUCGUCCGGUGGAUAGGAGCUGGGCUCAAGUCGCUUCCGGAUUAUGCAUCUGGUGCCCUUUACUGGCUGGGCGCCACCUUACAACCGCAUACCUAUAAAUGGCAGUGGCAGGACGGGACCUUUCUCAAUACCACAAAAGUCAGCGGGCGAGUGGAAGGCCUUCAGAUGCCCUUUGCCUCCAAGGAGACCCUUUGCCUAAGCCUUCAGGAGAUGUCGACAGUGGCACCCAAUCGCUCGCGCCAAUCCCACCUACCUCCACUCUCUUUGGCUGCCCAUCACUGCGAUAUGUUUGGUGGAUACGUCUGCUCAAGAAGAGUUCCAGACCCUCAAACCCCAACAGCCAAGAGCAUAGUGGUGACAGGGUAUGGGGGAAAUCUAACGACUCCUAGGUAUCCUUCCCAGUACCCUAAUAACUUGCACCUAACCAUCACUCUCCGUGGACCAGUUAGUUCUCGACUGGUUAUCACCUUUACGAAAAUAGACCUAGAGUACCAGCAGGAUUGUCUCUACGAUUAUGUAGGGCUGCAGAGUGGGCCUCAAGAUUCCAUGACACGGUAUUGUGGACGACAUCUAAAUGACAUGGAAAGGUUUGACUAUGUAUCUAAAAGUAAUGAGGCUGUGGUGACCUUCCACUCUGACUGGUCAGUGGUGGGGGCGGGAGUAAUGGGACGCUGGCAAGUCGUCGACAUAUCAUCCUGCCCCCACCAGGAAUUACUUCAAUCACAAGGAAUCAUCACUUCACCCAACUUUCCCUACUUCAACCUUGACAGCAUCCACUGCACAACAACUAUCAAAGCCUCUAGAAAUGAAAGAAUAUGGCUUCAAUUCCAAACAUUUGAGGUGGGUGCAAAAGAACCUAUCCCAAAAGAUGAUAAAAAGUCGGCUUCAGCACCAUCUUCAUUGUCCCACGAAACUGAUGCAAGCGACCAACCAGGCCCCAUUGCUCAGAAGGUUUUUGCUACUCCUCAUCCAUUUGUUAGCAUCUCCUCUUCCACAUCAUUGUCUCUGCCACCAUCUGCAAAUUUUACUCAUCACAAUCGUAGAUUCACCCGUGCUAUUUCCACAACAAUCGACUCUUCUCAGCCUCAGAACUCCAAUAGUAUUAUCAAUGGCAAGAACACUGCAAACCAGAAGUGCCAAGAUGAUUAUGUUGAGGUGACUCUUGGGGAAGGAGUGGGAGAGUCCUUACGCUUAUGUGGUGCUGUGUCAAGGGGGGAGGUUCAGCGCCUCUCUUAUGUAUCCUAUGCGUCAACUCUCACAAUAGUCCUUCAUACCACUCACAGAGGAGGAGGCAGAGGAUUCCAGGCCACUUAUCUGAUAGGUACCAAGUUUAACCAGCGUACAGUUCUGCAAUUGGGAACACAGAAAAUUUCAAGAGAAGAUGUAGGUGUCCCUGGUGAAGAAAAUGUUGUGUCUUUGGGCAGUGUUCAUGCUCUUAACUUCCCUUUGGCUCCUGCACCAGGAGUCAUUCUCACACAUCAAUUACUAGCACCACCUGGUCACCAGCUUCAUCUGCGCAUUCAUAACAUUGGUGUUCUAUCAACACCAGAAAGGCCCUGUCAGCAGGAUUAUGUUGAAGUAGAAGACUGGUAUGCUGGGAAGAAUGGUACUGUAUGGACGAUAUGUUCUGUUGAUCGUAGCUCCAGACAUGAGAUAUCCAUCCGCUCCAUCUUUAAUUCCCUUACUCUUAGAGAAGUACAUCUUGCCCCAAGGGAAUCUCUAAAAUCUGAAGAUAAUGUGGUAAAAAAUGAUAAGCUACAGGGGCCCGCAUCAUCAUCCUCAUCAUCAUCACCACCACCACCUUUGUCACCCUCUUCAUCACCAUCAUUAUUGUCUCCAGCUUUAUCUUCUGUCACCAUGCACACAUCCAGUUCACAUGCCCCUUCAUUUUCUGCUUUUCGGGGCUUGGAAGCCCCUCAGUCUUUUUUCAGUGGUGAACUAAAGUCUGCGUCACAGCGUUUCAUAUCUUAUUCAAUCCUUGAUGCCUUGUCAUCAUCAUCAGAUACAAUGAAAUUGGGCACUACCCAAAAACCAGACAGUGCUGCCUCCGAAUUUUCUACUACUGAUACCACCGAAUUGGGUACUCCAACAUCUUCUAAGAUAUCACCUAAUGCCAUCAUUUCUCCUCCUUUUGAUUCAUGGUCUGAAAAUGAGCCUCAUAGAUUAUCACCAAUUUCAGCUUCAUCAUCAUCAUCAUCUUCAUUAUCAGCUCCCUUAAUGCCGUCCAACUCUCAACCGACCAAAAAUUACUGGGCGUCGUCAGUGGCUUACUUUAGUGCAUCAUAUGAAGUUCAUAAAGAUUCAGGGUGGCUCAACAGAUCAAUAGGCUUAGGCUUAGAAAGUAUGGGCAUACGAACAACUGGUGUAGCAUGGUGUGAACCAUCACCUUGCCUCAAUAAUGGACGUUGCAUUACGCAGGAUGGCAACCACACCUGCCUCUGUACUCCUGGCUACACGGGAGCCUUUUGCCAAAUGACAUGGUGUGAUAUGGCACCUUGUGUAUGGGGUCGAUGUCAGCCAGGAGGUCCUGAUGGAUUUGUCUGUGUGUGUGAAAAAGGAUAUGGAGGACCUCACUGCAUGGAUCGAAUAUCACCAUGUGAUGGUGACCCAUGUCAAAGCCGAGGUGUUUGUAAGCCUGUCAAUCACACUUUUCAUUGCCAGUGUCAUGCCUGGUGGGAAGGAGUGACAUGUGAGCGUCGCAUGCGAAGGAUCCCAUUCAAACCUUUAUCAGAAAGAAUGUUUGAGGAACCUUUUUGGCUUGGCCUCAUGACAGUGGGUGUUGUCAUGGCAUGUAUUGGUGUUGCGUUUUGCAUCAAGAAGCAUUUUGCUGAUAAGAUAGAAAAGUUUUUUGCAGAAGAAAUCGAGAGGAGCAAAUACGGUGCAAUGUCCCCGGCACCAUCUCGCCUGGCGCCCCUGCCUAGCCCCACUGGCCUCAGUCCUCGCCCUCGCCCAAAGUCCCUGUUUGUGCGGCUCAAUAGUUUCCGCAAAGCCUCGCUUCUUAGCCUCUCCUCAACGGCGUCAAGCCCACAGUGCGAGGCCCCCGCAUUUACCUUUGACGAUUUGCUCAAGCUUCAUAAACGAGGGUCAGCAGCCAGCAGUAGUGGCAGUCCGAGGCGAACACAGCACAAGUGUCGAUCCCAGACAGCCAGCCCUCGGGUGGACAGCAAAAAGAUUCUGCGACACCUGGUGACUCCGCCUGUAGGUCACCGUGCCAGCAGCUUUGACGAAUUGCUUCACCUUCACACCCAAACACCAAAAUGUAGUGUAGUGUCGGAGGAGUAUAGUCGCCUUCAGAACACUGAUACUAGUAGGAGGUGCUCCCCAGAGCUUGUUGAGCGGACCCGGAGUACAGACAUAGCAACGGAGUUGAGGCGGAGUGAUGGGGGUGAUGGAAGCACUGCAAUCAUUGAGGGGCUCAUUCAUGAAACCUCCCUGACAUCCCUGGCACCGUCACCUUCCAAGCAGGAUAAGAAGGUCACCUUUGCCAAGCUCCUGGAUAAGAUGUCAAAGGAAAUCAGUUCAUCAUCCUCUGACAUCAGCUGUGCUGAAGACAAAUCUCCCAGUAGGAUAUUCAACAUGGGAGGAUCUAGGAGAUCGCCUCGCAGAUCACCUCGCAUUCGGCACACACAGAGGUACAGUGGUUCUGGAAGUGAAGACAUAGCUGAAACACCUGAUGUGUCAUCUUCUGAAAUGACCCCUGAUCCACCUAAGAGACUACUGACAAUAAAAUCAUCAUCAUCACCAUCUUCCAAGACUUCAUCCCCUCAGAGUAGAAACAAAAUGGUCAAAAUUUCAUCAGCAGACUCACUUCUUGCAAUGUUCAGGAACUUUGGGGGCUCUGGUCGUGCAAGUGCCUCUAACCCAUCAAGUCCUCAUGGAUCAGAAUUGGAAGACUCUUCAGCUCACCAGUCACCAUCUACUACUCCAACAACACCUCAGAAAGCACCACCUCCAGUUAAGCAAGAUACACUUACAGUACCUGGUGCUCUACAAGUGCAGGUUCAAUCCAGUGGUGGUGGUUCAGUGCAGCAUGGUGGGCCCGUUAUUACACUGGAAGUACCAACCAAUGAUCAGUAUCGGUGUUUGUCACCUAUUACAGAAUUACCGACACCUGUCCCUACCCCUGUUCCCUCACCACUACCUACUCCUUGUCGACAACGUCCCAAACCACGCACAAGUUCAGAAUCAAAUGAUAAUAAGGAAAGUGAAGACACUGAAUCUGAAUUCUCAUUGUCAAUGUCUGUAGAGCGCAGUAGCUCAGAUAGUUCUGGUCCAGAUCACCGUAUAUUCUUUACAUCUUUGAAGAGCCUUAAUGCAAUCCAUGAUACCAGCAGCAGGUCAGAAACAUUAUCUCCAACAGGUGUGACCAUCACACCUUCAUCAUCAUUGUCUUCUAGAACUCCAUCUCCUGUGACUUCACCUACAGCAUCACCAGCUGCAUCACCAAAGGUGAAAACAAAACCACCACCCUUGCACAUUCCAAAUGCUAAUAUUUUAAAGUUCAGUCCAGAUAAAGGUGAAGGAUCAUCAAGUGAAGGUGCAUGUAGUGGUGGGAUCUGCUUACAGGUACCAGUUAUCAAAGUAGAAGAUGCAGAGGAGGAUGUGCGAUGGGAUUCAGCACCACGAACCCGUUCACAGAGUGUAGACGUUGGUAGUAUAUUGCAAGCACCUCUUAUUACCAUAUCACCGGCUGAUGAUGAACCACCCACACCUCCAGCUCACCCACCACCUUUAGUUAUACCAACACUUAACGUUACUUUAGCUUCACCACCAGUUUUAAGAAAAACUUAUCCACCUGUGCCUACUAUAACAAUAGAAGAGCCUGAUUCUAAAAAACCACCAAUACCUCCAAGACGAAAUCCCCCUUUAAAAAGAGAAAAAGCAAGUUCAUUAGACCUACAGCAAGCACCUUCUAUAACUGUUACCAGUAUGCUUAGUGAAGUAGAAUCCGACACAGACUCUCCUACAACUGGCUGUCGUCAAGGUGGACCAGCUUCUAGCUACCUCAGUCCUUUUUUGGGCGUUGAACUGCGAGCAUCUGAAUCUAAUCUUAGUUCAUCUGGAUAUAGUUCAGCCUAUUCUCCUGGCCCUUCCCGGUGCUCGUCAGAUAACCCUUUAUGUUUAGAUGAGCCCCUGACACCAUCUGUCUCAUCAAUUCCUGCUCGUCACAUGAAUUUUCCCAACCCGGCACCGCCAAUCAUUGCUCCUCCAAGGAAUAAACGCCGGCCAAUGUUCAAGCCACCUUCUACAGAAAUUGUAACUACAGCUAUGGUAACUCCUCCUAUUUUACGAACUGAUUCUGAAACAACAGAUGAUCCUGGAACUUCACAACCAGAAGCAGACUCUGCUCUGGAGUUAGAUACGAAUGAUGAAUGUAGUGAUGGUGUUUUACAAGUUGAGAAAACAAAUAAACUUAGCAGCGAAGAGGAAGCUGAAGCACAACGACAAAGAUUACUUCUUUCUUCAAGUCAUUCUUUUCCCAAAGAAUCCCCACGUUUAGUACGGUCACCCCCUGCCAUUGUGGUGCAUUCAUCUCUUCCAAGUGAAUCCUCCCUGGAGGAUUGUUUGUCGGAAAAACCUUCCCGUCUCAGCCCAGUUAGCUCUCGUAGUGAGUCGCCAAUCAGUGAUUCACGACUCAGUGUAGCAAGGAUAUAUCCUGCCUUUUUUGGUGUAAGUGGAAAACCAGAAUUACCUUAUACCGACUCUGAUGGGUUGUAUGAUUGUCCAUCAUCAGAAGUUUUACAUUCAGACUCCCAUGUAUCUGUUUCCCCUUUGAAGCGCCUUGGCAAAAAAAAAUUAAAACGGUCCCCUGGAAAGGGCCUAAAAUCACUGUUAGGAUUCAAUGAUGUAGGUUCAGCAGAUACUGGCAGUGGGACAGGUGCAUUAAGUGAUGGAGCCAAAAGCCGUUUGGAACCCCCAAACUGGGAGAGGUCGCCUCGUCGUCAUUCACCAAAGAGAAGAGUUAGAGCACAAACCAGCGUUGAUCUGUUGUCAUCUUCCAAUGACAGCAUUACUUCUCAAAGCCCUGCGGGAAGUAGUUCUAGUCCUGGAGAAAAUGGUGGAGUACAGACAGAUACUGAAGCCAGCCGUGAUGGUAGCGGCAUUGUGGCAGGUCAGCGCUUACGGCGAAGGCGACCACUUCUGAGAGGCAACUCCAUUCAAACCAAUAAAUAUCACCUCCCUCGACAAGGAUCGAUAGAUGCAUCAGGAGAGGAAACACAGGAGGAACAGUUGAUGCUGAAACCCUCAAGAGGAACUACAGAAGAGCUCCCACGUCAUCGGAAAAUUUCACGAUUUAGAAACUUUAGCAAUCAAAUCCGGUUCCUUAGGCGACUACAGCUCUCCAAAGUUCCGAAGGAUCAUUUAGUGUCACCCACUGGAAGUUCAGAUUCUGAUCCAGAGUGUGGCCCUCCAGAGGGUCCAUCACGAGCAGGCCCUUCAGCAAAGCAUAGCUCUGGCAGUAGUAGCAGUAACAAAGGCAGCUCCUCUCAUGUCACCUUGAGGGGAGACCCAAGGUCUCUAGUGAAGUACAAGCCUGUUAAUGGCGGAUGUGGUACCACGGUGAGGUCAUUCUCAUCUUGAUUUUUCGUCUGUCUCCACGAAACAAUAAACCAUUCUUUAUCUUUUUAUAUUGUUGGAUGAGAAGAGCCCCUCAAGUCAAUUCUUUAGGUUUCUUUCAUGUAGUACUACUGUUUUACAGAAUGUUACUUUUUAUUACAUCCUUUGAUUUAAUAAUAAAUAAGGUAUGAUGACAAAUGGUGAAGUUUAGAUGGUCUUAGUCUGAAUGUUCUAGAGAUGGGAUAAGAUGAUUCUCAGCUGGAUACAGUUAUAAGUAGUUUAACAAUUUUCUGAAGUAAUUUAACAAUUUUCCAGUGAUGCUUUAGCCUCAAGACAUUAAAAUGUUUGCAGACCUUCCAAGUUCAUGGGAGGAGUGUCUUAAUACUCCUUUAUCCAUGGGAAUAGUAACUGAAAUAGAAUAAAGAACUGCUUCUUGAUCAUUUGAUUUGGAACUUGCAGAGAAUUUAAAAAAAUAUUAUUAUUAUUAUUAUUAUUAUUAUUAUUAUUAUUAUUAUUAUUAUUAUUAUUAUUAUUAUUAUUAUUAUUAUUAUUAAUAAUUCAUUAAAAAUUAUGGCUGCAACAGCAGAGCUUAAUGAAAACUUUAUCCAUUUUCCCAAUAAUUUCCCUUUCUGUAGAAGAAAGGUCACAUAACAAUUGUCCUAUAGAAUUCACUUCAUGUUGAGAAGAAAUACUAUAGACAUUUGGGAAUGUUUUCAUUUUACCAUCAUACAUGUACAAUUUCCUGUAAAAUAAAAAACAUUAAAAUGUAGCCAUUAACAUUUUUCUGCAAUUCACCCCAGCACAUUUUCCACAAAAUUUGGAGAAUAAAUAUAUGACAAUUAUUAUAUGAUCUUUCCCCUACAGAAAGAGUAAUUAUUGGGAAAAUACAAAAACUUCAUUGAAAGUUAAUCUCUGCUGACGCAACCAUAAUUCUUAAUAAAGUGUAAACAGGAGAGUUUCCUUCGUAAAUAUAAUUAUUAUUUUUAAAUUUAUGGCAUUUCAAACUAUAGUACAUUUUUACCUCUUAUCAUUCAUAUAAGCAGUAUACAGCUUGUGUGAUUUUGUAACACAAGCUUUGAGCCUUCACAUGAAUUACUUUAUAACCCUAGCAUGAACUCCGAUAAUGUGAUAAAAAUUCAUUAAUGUGUCUGUAAAUUUCUCUAUGCUGACUUUCAUCAUUGAUUUUUGUUGAAUUUUUUGGUAAAAAAUUAAAUAUUUUCAGAAUUACUGUCCAAGAUUGCUCAUACAGUUCCCUCUUCUCCAGUGAACGAACUCUUAGCUCUGGUAUACAAGUGUUUGUAAUGAUGUAACAUUGUACUGCUGCUGGUUCUUUAAAAUAUGCUAAUGAAAUAAAAGUAAAUUUUUUUGGCAUACCAUAUCAAAUCUCUUAGGUUAAUCUUUUUUCUUUAGCCCCACAAAAUGAAACAUUCUUAUAGAAUUUUUGGUUUUUAGUGAAAUGAGGAUAACAUUAGAAUUAAUAAUUUGUGAUAGGUAUGAUCUUGCUUAAAUAUUUAAUUGAUAGGUAUGAUCUUGCUGAAAUAUUUAAUAAAUAUGUACCUACAUACAUAAUCUUGGAACAAGUUCCUUUGCUUUUCAACACUAGUGAUUCCAAUUAUUGAAAGAUAAAAAUAUGGAGUUGACAACAAGACUAGACAUGCAGAAGUCUAAAGGUCUGUAAUAGAUUACAAAGAAAAAAAGAAAUUUUUAAAUAAAAGGACCUAACAUUUCUGUGUGCCUUCAUUUAAGAGAACCAUCAGAACCCAUCUCAAAGGUGAAGGAAAUUUAUUAAGUGGCCUUUAUAUCGAGUUGAAAGUGGUCCUUUUUUGCUGAGACCUUUUCAUAAUAUUUCUCUGUACAUAAAUCAUUUAUAUGUAUAAAUAUGAACGAGAAAUUAUUUAUUACAGUAUGUUUAUAUAAUUACACACACACAAACAUAUAUAUACAUAUACAUAUAUACAUAUACGUAUAUACAUAUAUAGUAUAUAUAUAUAUAUAUAUAUAUAUAUAUAUAUAGUAUAUAUAUAGAAAUUAUUUAUAUUUUUAUUUUAAUCUUUAAGUACCUGGCAUAUGGAUUAUUAGCAUCAUUGUUGUAGUCCAAGUUUUAUUUAUACAUAUAACUGCAAGAAUGGAAGCAAAGUCUGUGAAUACCUAAGUGUUUGCGGGUUUUUAGUAACACUUAUUUACAUAGUUUUUUUUAGAGAUUUGCCCUUAGUAUAUUCAAAGAGAAUGCACACUUGUGUUUUAAUCUGAUGUUUUCAAGUCCUAGCAUAACAAAAUUGUAGAGACAAUGUUGUCAGUCAAUUGACAGAUACAUAUAGUUAUCAAGUAUUCUUUGGGGAAAGAUUGAAUGAAAUAUGUACUAUAAGGAAUAUAUUUUUAAUUAACCUUAUGUAUUCAUUCAAUGCAGACCCUUGAUAAGGCACGCCAGCUCAAGGUGUAAUUGCAUGUACAACGAAAUAAAAAUGAAAUAAAAAGACCAGUUAUUGAUUAAAAAUAUGUAGUAUGAUCUCUCACUCCGGUUCUAGAAUAUAAUGGUCAUUCUAUGAUAAUGUAAUUCCCUACUGCUUAGUACAUCACUAAUAUAAUAAGCUUGACUACUACAUAUUCACGAGUCCCAAUAGUCAUGAUAUUUAAAUUGAUUGGUACUGAAUUGGAUAAAUUUCUAUAACUUUCCAUGUUAUUUAUAUCCAGUGAAUAGUAAGAUGUUAAUCAAAUACAAGGGUAGUACUUGAAGCAAGAAAAAUUAUAUAUAUCACAUUUCUGUCAUGGGGCAAAUUUUUUUCAGUUUGCUAAAAUGUGCACAGUAUUGACAUGAAAUAACUUCAGCCUAAACUUAUUCAGAGAGAUCAUAGUGAAGUGAGGGUUACCUAAGAUUUUACUACAGCCCAAUGUUCAAAUUUACCAUUUUUCGCCAAAUGUUAACAAUCUCAAAUACACCUUUCAUUUUUUAAAGCCCUCAGUAACCCCAUGGUAGGUAUCUGAACUCAAUUUAUUCUGGUGCAUUUAGUAUUAUUUACCUAAUCUAAAAACAAGUUUUGUCAUCAAACUAGGUCUUUGCAUGUGGAUUUCCUUAUGUCUGUAGGCCCCAAGGUUUGCAUUUCGGUUUUCCAGAGAAAAUUGUUAUGCUUAAGAACAAAAUUAUUUUACCAAGGUAAACACAAGUUUCAGUGUGGAAAACAGAUUAGUUUAAGAUAUAUAACACUGUUCUUUGGGUGAAAUUAUUAGAUUGUGAGAUGUCCAGAAACACAAAAAUAGAUUAUGUACUUUCAAAUUACAGUGCUGUUUUGAUCACAUAAUACACUGUCAAGAAUUCGUUAUUCAACAAUAGGACACUCGAUAUAUUUCUCCCUUGGGAUGCAUCCUUUAACUAUUAUCUAUCUUUCCCGCAUUUUAUAUAGCAUCACAGAAAGUUGUGUAUAUAGAUAUGCAAUAAAAGAGAAUCCACUAUUUUACUACUGUAGGUUAGCUGGAGUAUUUUUUACAGUGAUUUGGCUAGUUGGAAUUUUGGAGACUUGAGAAUUCAGUCUCUUGGGUUCCAGUCCAAGUUGUCUGGUACUUUUAUCUCAAGAGAUGAUUCGUCUUUGAUGUAUUAUUGUUCCUUUUCAUGUAUAUUAAGGAAUGCACUGUAAAAUAUUUAUCUACAAGAGGUAUGACACCUGGAUAAGUUCAUGCUGCUCUGAAACUAAAUAAAAUAUACUGUGCAUACAUAAAUACAAUAGUAUAUAUGUCAUUAUAUAUUAUUAUGUAAGUAUGUAUGUAGGUAAACUCAUGCAUGUAAAGGUAGUAGUGUCAUGAGAUCUGAGGAAAAGAAUAUGCCAAAAGUUUUAUUUAGAUUGGAAUUAUGAUGUUGUACUGUACAAAGAUAUUGACUGUGAGUAUCAAUGUCAUGAUUUCAUGCAAUGUGUAAUAUUGUCUUCAUCUAUGCAUGUUUUAUUUAGAUGUUUUUGUGGUGUGUUAGUGUUAUGCAUAAGAUGUCAUAAAGAAUACAAAUAAUAUAUAAUUAAUAAUUGUGAAUUAUGAUAAUUUUGACAUACGUUUGUUGUAAAAUUUGCCUCAAUGAAAAAUGAGUGAGAUAUGUGUAUAAGAACAAUCUUUUAUACUAUCAGUGCUGCAGAUAAAGAUAGCUGUAUAUUUUGACAAUACUUGAAGCAAGGACCAAGAACUGCAAAACAAAACUAAGAGGUGUAACCUUGAAUAAUGUAAACUUAAGGUGGUCAAUUUUAAAAUGGCUUUGACACAGUAAAUUUCUUUGCAUACUUUAUAAAUAUUUACUUUUUUGGCCAUUAUGACAGGUAUCACUAACUUUAGUAUUGCCUUCCUUGUAAUCCCUAAACAAAUAUUUUAAGAUCUUUUCUCGUGUUUACUAUGUAAUGAGAUGGUGCCAUGUCCAAAAGUAAAAAAUAAGUCACUGGAAACAAAAUAGAAUUAAGAAUAAGAUUAAGUGUGGAAACUUAUAAUAUAAGGUCUAGAAAAUUUGUAGGAGUUGGAGAGGGGUUAACUAGGGAUCAAGAGUGGGUUUUACGCCAUCCAGUAAACAUUAACAGCUAUUGUUAGUCCAAUAACCUUGUCAGGUUUAUGCUCCUUGUCUAUUUUUUUUUUAUGGGAGAAAUUUUCUUUUGUUCAGAAUUGUGCUGGUGAACUGCAAGGAUGAAUGACAUUUUUGUUGUACAAAUGGCUGUGUAAUAAUUGUUUUAUUGUGAUAUGUAGACAGGGAAUACUUUUUGUUUCUAUCUCUGUUGUAAAUGCAUCACUCUUGUCCAAAAAUAUUUUGGCUGAAACACCGUCAGUAUUUUAAAAUGAAAUCUUAAACUAAGAUAGGUCUAUUUGAUAUCUCAGAAAUAACCGUACCUGCAAAACAUUUUUGCAAACCAUGUGAAACUUCAUUUUUAUAAUUAGUAAAGGGACCACUUAAUUGUUGGCAGUAUCAUGGAAUGAAUUAUGUACAGAUAUGUGUAGCAUCAGCUACUCUUAUCUUUUUUGUACACUGUCCUCUAAAAAUCAGGAAAACCUCUCAACCUUUACUUCUGAAAAGGAAAAUAUUGUUACAGCCCAAAGGGAGUAGGUUAUUGUUGUCAAUAUCUAUUUGCAAAAGGUAUUUUAUGUUUCUGUAAGCAUUAUUUAAAUCAUUUUGUAUACCUUCAUUAUUUUGUAAGAUACAUGUUUAGGUGCCUGAUGCCAGCCUCAUAUUCAUUACAACAUCAUUGUGUUCCUUCUUGACACUAAAAUUUCACGGUUUCAUUUUGUCUUUUUAUAGGCUUUGAAUUGUUCUUACCAAGGUAUAUCAUCUGUUUCAGCAUUACUCAUCUUGUAUAAGCUAUUUAACACGGCAUAGAAUUUAAUAUGAUAUAUGAUGCAUUAUAUUCAGCAAGCUUUGUAAACCUUGUGGAGUUUUGCAUGUUAAGACAGCAUCAUCUUCACAUCCUAAUUCCAUUGUUACUAAAAUCUCAACCUUCUCUUCCAUCUUUAAUCACUUUCUACAUUGUAAAGUCCACUAAUUACUGCAAAUUCACUUGACAAGAUACCCAUCAACAUUAACCUACUAUCUAUUACAUUUAUGGAUGGAUAAUUUACUAAUAGGAAUGACAUAGUGUUGUCAGACCUUCCGUGAUACUGGUCUGUGGACUUUGUUAAAUGCCUCUUGUUGUGGCAAUCAACAGAGGGGAUUUUUAAAUUUCAUAAAUUGUUGCACAACAUGACAAUAUAUCUGUGCAAUUCCUGUCUGUCUACAACCAGCUUUUUCAUCUCUUUUAAGUAUUUUAUCUGUUUCAUUCUCCAUCAUAUUGAACAUAAGAAUACAUACUGAAUAUUUCACCACAACUAACACAAAUUCAUUACCUCCUUAGUCAUCACAUUUGAUCAGGUCACCUUUCAUUGGAUACCUUUGGUAUAAGUUCCAGUAAGUUCCAGUGCCCAAUCAUUAGAAUUUUUUUGAGAAUAUUGAAAGAAGAAACAAAGAGGUCCAGUUAGUAUCCAAGAUGUCAUUUUAUUAUCAGCUGAAAUAAUCUUCACAGUGGUUCCAUCAUUGCCUAGUGUUUUUGAUCUCCUAAGUUUCUUUAUUAUUUAUUCUGCAUCAGAAACAGCGAGUUCAUUGAUAAGUAUAUACAGGUCUUCUCCACAUUUACGUAUUUCAGUCAGAUUAUUCUCCUCAUAUCUCAUAUUCAUGGUGUCACGGAAAUGUUCCGUCCAGCAUUGUCUUUCUUCUUCAUCAAAUGUAAAAGGUAUUAUUUUUUGGAUUAUCUUUUAGAGACUUAAUUUAUGGCCACCCACUAAUUACUGAAUUUCUGCAUGUAGACUGUGCAGUAUAAGAUUAUUAUUAAAUAUUUGAAAUCAUUCUGUCCUAACUUUAAAUUGGUCACAUUUGUUUGACCUAUUAUUUAUUUAAAGUGAAGAGCUGCAUCCCUUUUAGGAAGAAAGAAUUCACCCUUAGUAAGCAUUCCAUAAAUAAGAUAGCAACAUUAAUGUGCGUGAAGGUUAUGGAAAGGUAAAAAAGUAACAGCGUUAAUGUGAAACCAAUUUGGUGGUAAGGAUCUACCUUUUCAGGGCUUCAAUAGUGCACAAAAGAAUCCCAUUCCCAUUACAUAUAGCUUUGAUGCUGGAGAUGGAUUGGGAAAGGAUCCCUUGAAAUAAUCAAUAAAAUGUUGCAAUUCAUUCUUUGUAAUGAAAUUAAGAGAUGAAAGGCAUACUAUGUGAUAUGUGAAAUUAUUUACGAUCUUUGCUCUGAUACCUUGCCACAUGCAAAAGCUAAGGGGAAGGAUUUUAUUUAAUUCCUACAGGAAAUCCUUACCGAAGGACUCAUUAAAUAAAUUGGUAAUUAAUAAGCAUCUAUAAUAAGGCUUAGCAAUUUGUUAGCAUUGAUAAACCUUAUAAUAACUCUAAUAAGGUAUAGAAACAUCUCAAAACUGUCCCUGCUUGAUCCAAAAAAGAUGAAAAGGGAUCCCAAACGUCAUCUGGAUUACUUACCAGUUGGUCUUUGGAGUGAGGGCAUAAAAAAAUUUGGUAUGUGUAGCAUUUAGUUAUACUAUAACCUUUCUUUCUCUGUCAGUUUUACAAAAAAUAAAA